Molecule: messenger RNA, 1710 nt
Organism: Nematocida parisii ERTm1
Lineage: Eukaryota; Fungi; Microsporidia
Exons: 1
Coding region: 1-1710 (569 amino acids)
Source: RefSeq, a predicted model, not a curated record
AUGGCAGAGCAGUUAUAUAAAGAAGUCAAAAAAAUUAAAACACUUGAGAACAACAGCAGAACAAUAGAAGAGUUCACUGUAAUCGAAGUUUAUAGUCUAAUAUACUCUAUAGUAGAUCUGUUUUAUGAAUAUUUUGGAGUCACAUAUAAAUUAGACCGCUGCGAUCAGUAUAGGAUUAGGAAUAGAACUCCUCUGCUGCAUAUAAAUAGUAUGUACAGUCGGCGAACAUAUAGCAAAGUACUGGGGUUCUAUGCCAUGACCAAACAAAAAUAUCUUAAAUUCUCUACUACAUUAGUAGAAAUAAAUGAAAUAGAAAAUAGCGAUUAUGACCGUAUUGUUAAAACAACACACACCAUGGAGGGGUUUGCUUUUACGGAAGAUAAUGCACUACUAAGCGUAAAAGAUCAUUAUCACGUGCAAUUUGUAGAUAAUGUAAAUCAUACUAUUGAAAUGAUCCAUCUUCCAUACUACAUACACAAGCAAGAAAAUGGUGAAAUUAAAAAGCACCAACCAUAUGCGAUUCACUACAUAGUAGUUUACCUAAAGCUGAUGUUUAACAUAGGAGUAAGUCCUUUAUACUCAAAGUUUGGAGACAUAUAUCCCUUCAAAUACAAAAGAAAUAGUAAAACCUGGUCGUUAAUAACUAAAAGAUCAGAACUGAACAAAACAGUGGAAAUGAUAGAGAAAGAGGACUGUAAUGUUGUAUUCUACUACAUUAAGGAAAGAAUAUAUGAAACUAAAUUUUGCUUUGCCCAAUUUGUCUAUUCACCUGAAGUAAGAAAUGAAGUUAAUGAUGAAAAUAUUGACAAGCCGCGAAUUCCUCUGUUUCUUCCCAUAUUUAUGGUUUCGGCAUUUUCAUUAGGCCCAUACAACAGAAGUACUAUUAAUCGCAAGGUAUUUAACCUACAUGAUUUUAAAAACUUGCAACCAAUUACGUAUAUACAGACUUAUAUAGUCUCUUUUGACAGUGAACUCCCUAUUUCAGACGUACAGGAAAAGAAUUCUAACCUACUGUUGAUAAACAGGCACAUGAAAGAAAGUGAUCUAAACUACGCUAUUAAACACUACUACAGUGACUUUUUUAUACGAAAUUCAACAGAUUUCUAUGAAGACUUCCAGUGCUACUGUAUGAACAUUCAACAGGGAAUCAAUAGGAAUUAUGGCAAUGCUAUUAUAACUUGGAAUGUGAGAAAUUAUAGCAGUGUGUAUGAGUAUACAACAUAUAAAUUUGACAGUAAAAUAAAGGAUGAAAGAACUCACUUGGGAGCUAUUAAACAGCCUGCUAUUGCUUCGUUCAUUGGCAUGCUACAAAAUAAAAAUCCUUCUAUGAACAUGGCAAUGUAUGGAUAUUGCAUAUAUAAGACUAACUGUGACAAAGAAGAUUAUAAGACAAGUGCUGUAUUCUGCCUUACAAUGAAAGACCUUUUAGAAAGACUAAACAAGUACUUGAUUAAUCUAAAUAAACAGGAGAAAAUAAUUGAUCCUAUAAGUGAAAAACCACUAUUUCUAAAGAACUAUAACCCAAAAUUCAUUCUGAAGGAUAUUUCUAGUGCUAUUAUGAAUAGUACGCUUGAACAAAUUAAAAAUAGUCCACACGGAAUUAUAUCAGUAAGAAAUAAUAAUUAUAAUGGAUGUAAAUAUGGCAUUCAUUACGAUAUUAUGAAUUUACUGACUUACGAUAGAUCUAUACCGUUUGAAUCUCAUAAAUGA